Messenger RNA from Colletotrichum abscissum, 384 nucleotides. RefSeq names its product ATP synthase complex subunit H. Gene Ontology annotation, molecular function: proton-transporting ATP synthase activity, rotational mechanism. The record is from RefSeq and is a predicted model, not a curated record. Gene Ontology annotation, biological process: proton motive force-driven ATP synthesis. Lineage: Eukaryota; Fungi; Ascomycota; Sordariomycetes; Glomerellales; Glomerellaceae. The transcript is spliced from 3 exons. The coding region runs from base 1 to 384 and encodes 127 amino acids.
AUGCUCGUCCAAUUGUCCAGAGCCACUCGCGCCGCUUCGGCUGUCUCUCGGCUGGCGAGGCCCAGCGCCGUCCAGAUGAGGGGAUUCAUCGCUCCCACCGUCUCCCGCAGAGCCGACUUCGUCCAGGAGCUCUACCUCAAGGAGCUCAAGGCCUACAAGCCCACCCCCAUCAAGGAGUCCGACUCCCAGGGCCAGGUCCAGACCUUCUCCAUCCCCGCCACCCCCAAGUCCCCCGAGGAGGCCGACCUCGCCGCCAGCCUGAAGGAGUACGAGAGCAUGGCCGUCGAGGUCGAGGGCCAGGACGCCACUGCUGCCGCCAACGGCGAGCCCGUCAAGCACGACUGGCUCAUGAUUGAGGAGGACGAGGAGGAGCCUCACCACUAG